CCGAUAUCCUGGAGACACUGCAAAACAACACAGCCCUUCACUCCGCACCCAGUUGAAUUUGGAUCAGAUUUGAAAGCCCCGGAGAGAGGUCCAGCAACCUUUUGCAGAGGUUCUUCUUUGCUGAAAUGACAUUCCUUCUCGAGCCAUAAACUGAGAAAGUGGGAUCUGGAAAGGAAACGUGCUCCGGGGGGACUUAUUUCUAUGCUGCACGUUUUUUUUUGUGUGUAUGUGUGUCUUAGGUUUUGAAGAAUACUUCUGUUGAGUGCUGCAUGAUUCUGUAUGUGCUGAAAAUGCGAAGGCCUUUUUCAGUUUUUGGCAGACACUGAGUGCAGCACACUGCUGUGUGAAGGAGGUUUGUGUGCACCAACCUUGAGGCCCCAGGGAAUGUGCUAUGACAUCAGCGGUGGUGGAGACUGGAGGCCUGGUGUUUGACUUUGCCAGUAAUGGAAUGGAGACCCAUCAGCAACAGGAGGCAGAAAAGGGUCCAGGCUACCCUGCAGUGAUUGUGGAGCCAGUUCCAAGUGCCAGGCUUGACCAGGGCUAUGCAGCACAAAUAUUGGUCUAUAAUGAUGAAACUUAUUUGAUGCAAGAUGUAGCGGAAGAGCAGGAAAUUGAAACAGAUUCAUCAGAAACAGUCGAAGCAUCGGUCCAUAGCAGUCAUGUCCACUGUACAGAUAAGACAAUUGAGGCAGCAGAGGCAUUACUCCAUAUGGAUUCUUCAGCCAGCCUGAGGGAUGACAAGAAUAGUGUCCAGGUAUUCGUGCCCCCCUGUGUGUCGACCCCGGAAUUUGUCCAUGCUGCCAUGAGGCCUGACGUGAUCACGGAGACAGUAGUGGAAGUGUCGACAGAGGAGCCUGAGCCAAUGGACACGUCUCCUGCGUUACCAAUACUAGAAACCCCAGAGCCAACCAAAAAGAAGAAAGCUGGUCGAAAACCAAAGAACCAGCAGUCUGAGUUGCCUAAUAGUCCGUCGGAACUGUCUGUGAAAAAGAAGGCUAGAGAAGGGAAGGGGAACACUACUUACCUCUGGGAGUUCCUUCUCGACUUACUGCAAGACAAAAACACCUGUCCGCGGUACAUCAAGUGGACUCAGCGGGAGAAGGGCAUCUUCAAGUUGGUUGACUCGAAGGCAGUUUCCAAGCUUUGGGGCAAGCACAAGAACAAGCCAGACAUGAAUUAUGAGACAAUGGGUAGGGCACUAAGGUAUUAUUACCAAAGAGGGAUCCUAGCCAAGGUGGAAGGGCAACGCUUGGUCUACCAAUUCAAAGAGAUGCCCAAAAACCUUGUAAUUAUUGAUGAAGACAAAACUGAUCCCAGUGGUGGAUCCUAUCCAUCUGAAAUACGAACUGAUGCAACCGGUAACUUAUCUGAGGUGAUGUCUCCGUCCUCAGAACAUGUCACCUCUCCCGUUUCCUCAAAAAUGAUGGCGGUUUCACGAGGGGCGCGGCACACCGCCCAGCAGAGUGUUGUGAAGUUGGGGAGGGCCACAACAGUGAAAGUCUCGUCAUCUGGUCACGGUGGAGUCUUAUCGCAGGUGUCUCCAACUUCCCUUCCUGUAGUAACCACAACAGUUCCAAGCAGCAGCAGAGCUGUUUGUGUUGCAAUGCAGGUGCCUGUUGUCAUGACCUCUUCAGGCCAGAAGUUUUCAACAGUGGCUGUUCAGUCAAUGAACCCAGUUUCAACUGUAAUAACCAGCACAAACACAACCAUCUCUACUCCAAAGGUUCUUAUCCAAACUAUCCCUACAAUGGUGCCCGCAACUACAGUAGAGAAUGGAGACAAAAUCACUAUGCAGCCAGCAAAAAUCAUCACCAUCCCUGCCACACAGAUCACCCAGUGUCACUUACAGACAAAGUCGGGUUUGGCGACAACUGGUAGUAUUAACAUCGUUGGUUCACAGGCAGCUAUCCGGGCUCUUUCACCUAUGUCAAUAGCAGGAGGGACACCUGUGAUGAGACUAGCAGUGCCUGCCCAGCAGUCAACAGGUCAGAACCCUGCUCGAGUUAUUACUGCUGUCAUCAAAGGGGCGGAGGUCAAGCCAGAAAGCACAGCUACAAAGGUGGGAGCAGAUCUUCAUAGUCUGCCUGUGAUUAAGGAAGAGCGUUCAGUGGAGGGUAGCAAGACUGUGACUCGCUGGGUGGUUGUCAGUGCACCCUCAGCCAUUGCCCUCCCAUUAACAAUGAAAACAGAGGCAGAAGCCACAGUGACUGGGGAAAAAUAAUGGUAUAGCUGUUGGGAGGCAAAAGGUUGCCUCAAGACUUUAAGAGGAAUGUUUGUUUUCCAGCAAACUUUUCUCUCCCAUCCCGUUCUUCACAGUGGGACUUGAGCCACAUCAACAAAUGCUGACGAAGAAACUCUGAAUAGGAACAAAUGAGAUUUCAGUGAAUUGAUAUGCAAUUUAAAUGCAUAUUGAUCUAAAAGAAGGGACCACAUGUUUCACUACAUUUUCUAUGUACACUACAGAAUUCUGGAAACACUAAUAUCUUGAUGACUGAUUUGGAAUGUUUCUCUGAAAAUUGCAUAAGCUUUAAAGCGCCAGUGCUAUCAAGAAUUUGUGACCUGCUCCUAUCGGACAACUUCAUUGUAAGGUCCUGGCUAUGUAUUGUACUGGAAGUCUUGAGCUGAAAUGUAAUCUGGUCAUCUUUAUUGAGACUGUUCAAAAAAUUAGUCACUGAUAUUUUGGGCAGAAAACUGUGAGGCUUUCUAACCUAACCGUCCAAUCUCAUCUGGUUUUGUAUUACAAAUAUAAAACUAAUAAGCUUGAAGUUUGUGUAUAACUCAUUUGUCCAUUUUAAGAGCUAUGUCCAUCAUUCUUUAAUUUAAAGCUCUCAAAUGUUCUUUUCCACGACAUUAUAUAUAGUACCCCUUCAAUCCCCUUUGGGUACGAAUUUUCUAUAACCAGGAAUCGGCCAUACAGCUCUUUGCUUAAAAUUAAUAUUAUUUUUAAAGAAUUUAAUUUAAUUUUUGAAGAAAUUCUGACAUUAAACUUUCAUUUGUAAAAUGGUUCAUGUAUGUGUUGCAGAAUCAUGAUGUAAUUGGAACUGCUGACAGACAGUCAGCAUAUGGCUAGCCAGAACCUUGCAAUCCUGAAGAUUGUUAAAUUGGUUCCUUGCAAACAAGUUGCUCGGUCUUUCAAACUUUAUGCUGCAUAUCGUAUUUCAGAUGCAUAUCAUCCUUUGCUUAAAUAACACCAUGUGCACAGUACUUUUAUUUCUACUGGUGCUAAGCAAAUUCUCUUAUUUAAAAAAAACAACUGUAUUGAAUGUGAAGGACUAAGUUGAAAUAGAAGUUACUGCUUUUAUUUGGAGAGGGGGGAGGUAUGAUGGUGUAUUUUUAGUAUUUGUAUAAUUACAGUUAGUGAGCAAUGUUAAAAGACAGCUCGAGUUUUUCCAUUUAAAAAAAAUUAAGCUAUGUAAGAACUAGCUUCUUUUUUUGUUUAAAGCUCUUUUUAAUCUUACAAAAACACAGUAUUGUUAUGGAGUAACAUGUUAUUUUAUGAUAGUUAGAGCCAGCCAGGUACAUGGUUUGUGGUCAAGUGAUAGACCUUUGGCUAUAAUCUCUUUUUUUUAAUAAUGCCUGUGUCACUUUGCCUUGGUGUAUGUAUAAACAUUUUUGCUUUUUUCAAUGCAACUUCAAGGUCAUGUUCAGUCAAGCUUUGUGCAAUGAGCAGUUUUUCUUCCAGGUAAUUCUAAACCUGAUGACUUCAGUUAAAGAGGAAGCCUUGCCAUCAGGACCCAUCAUCUUUUUGAAAAUGAAAAUUAUUACAAGAAAUCAUAAUUAACAUCCUUUUUGUUCCAUCAAUUUUUAUGUUUUGUUUACACAGUGAUGAAGAACAGUUUUUAUGUUUGGUAGGGGAUUUAUGGUAUUGGUUAGGACAGGUAUUGAGCCUGGCCGUAAAGACAGAGGUACCAUUAAGGGCCAGAGCAUAGUUGGGUUAACGUUCAGCCAUUGCUAUUCAGCUCUGACAUGGAACUAAGUCCCUUGGAUCCUGGUACUGGAUUUGGAUUUCAUCAGUACUUGCUGUUCAAUAGGAUUCAAAUCUGAAACAAAUGGACCAAAACUAGAUGCUAAACCCUCCGCAUCCACCUGCUUUUUAAAACUGGAUUCUGGUAUCGAAACUCCGUCCUUAAUGAUUACUGAGGGAGAUUACCAGUGUUCUGACUGAAAAAUGUUUGUACAGUUUCAACAUUUGAAGUAUAUUCUAUUUUGUUGUACUCUUGUUUCAAAGUGUAUUCAAGUAGAUUUUACCAAAAUAUAAGUGAAUCCUGUUUUGAUUGUGCUUUGGUAAAGAAAUACAAAGUAAAUCUCA
Molecule: messenger RNA, 4309 nt
Organism: Stegostoma tigrinum
Lineage: Eukaryota; Metazoa; Chordata; Chondrichthyes; Orectolobiformes; Stegostomatidae
Product: ETS-related transcription factor Elf-2-like
Exons: 9
Coding region: 392-2221 (609 amino acids)
Biological process (GO): cell differentiation; regulation of transcription by RNA polymerase II
Cellular component (GO): nucleus
Molecular function (GO): DNA-binding transcription factor activity, RNA polymerase II-specific; sequence-specific DNA binding
Source: RefSeq, a predicted model, not a curated record